Molecule: messenger RNA, 663 nt
Organism: Neltuma alba
Lineage: Eukaryota; Viridiplantae; Streptophyta; Magnoliopsida; Fabales; Fabaceae
Exons: 1
Coding region: 1-663 (220 amino acids)
Molecular function (GO): catalytic activity
Source: RefSeq, a predicted model, not a curated record
AUGAAUACCUCCUACUUUGUAUGGAACUGCCAAGGGGCAGCAUCUAGUAAGUUUUACAGGGUCUUAAAAUCCUUGCUGCAGGGAUAUAAGCCAGACGUAGUGGUGCUAGUGGAACCAAGGAUAUCAGGUGCAAAGGCCGACCAAGUCAUACGUAAGAUAGGAUAUCAGAAUUCCCACAGAGUUGAAGCCGUGGGAUACUCAGGUGGGAUAUGGCUGCUAUGGCGUGAUCAUCUGACUAUAGAGAUUGUCUCUAACCACAAACAAUUCAUCCAUACAUACAUACAACGAGCUAAUGAGACGACAGCUACUGCUUUCACAGCAAUCUAUGGAAGCCCCAAUGCUUCAAGACGGGAGCACCUUUGGCGAGAUCUUUUAAAACUUCAGGUGAGUGAUGAUGAACCGUGGCUUAUAGCUGGUGACUUCAACGCCACACUAGCCGAAGGUGAUAGAAAGGGUGGUAGUCGAAGGAAUCAAGGGGGCUGUAGCAAAUUUCAGAAUUUUGUUAAGGAGGCUGGAUUAAUUGAUCUUGGCUUCUCCGGCCCAAAAUUCACCUGGCAAAGAGGUGGUUUAUUGGUAAGGUUGGAUAGGGCCUUAAAGCAACAAAACAUGGGUCACUAUGCAGCCCAACACGGCAGUAAUGCACCUUCCAAGACUACAAUCUGA